Molecule: messenger RNA, 4280 nt
Organism: Psammomys obesus (fat sand rat)
Lineage: Eukaryota; Metazoa; Chordata; Mammalia; Rodentia; Muridae
Gene: Cdr2
Product: cerebellar degeneration related protein 2
Exons: 5
Coding region: 213-1574 (453 amino acids)
Source: RefSeq, a predicted model, not a curated record
CAGCGGGCGUGAGGAGCCGGCUCCGGGUGCCACCCGGGGCGCGCUCUCGCUAGGGCACUGGCUGUUGGGCGGCGGGAGCUGCGGCGGGGGCCGGCGCGUCCUGCCCGAGGGCGGCUCUGGCUGAGGGCGGCGGGGCCGGGGGACAGCCCGGGGCAGCGGCCGAAACGGCGGGGCGGCGGCCGAGCCCGCUGCCCCCGGACGCCCCCGGCGAAAUGCUGGCCGAUAACCUGGUGGAGGAGUUUGAGAUGGAGGAGGAGCCCUGGUACGACCACCGGGACCUCCAGCAAGAUCUCCAGCUUGCUGCUGAACUUGGAAAGACGCUACUGGACCGGAACACUGAGCUCGAGGAUUCUCUUCAGCAGAUGUACACAACCAAUCAGGAGCAGUUACAGGAAAUUGAGUAUCUGACCAAACAGGUGGAACUUCUACGGCAAAUGAAUGAGCAACAUGCAAAAGUUUACGAGCAGUUAGAUGUCACAGCAAGAGAACUAGAAGAAACCAACCAGAAGCUAGUUGCCGAGAGCAAGGCUUCACAGCAGAAAAUCCUGAGCCUGACGGAAACAAUUGAAUGCCUGCAAACCAACAUUGAUCACCUCCAGAGCCAAGUGGAGGAGCUAAAGUCCAACCAGGGAAGAGGGAGGCAGAAGGCAUGUGACCAGGAGAAACCAGCACCCAGCUUCUCUUGUCUGAAAGAGCUGUAUGACCUCCGCCAACACUUUGUAUAUGACCACGUGUUUGCUGAGAAGAUAACUUCCUUGCAUAGCCAACAAAGCCCUGAAGAAGAAGAAAAUGAGCACCUGAAAAAGUCAGUGACAAUGUUGCAGGCCCAGCUGAGUCUGGAGAGGAAGAAGCGAGUGAGCGUGGAGACAGAGUAUAAAGUGGUCCUGAAGGAGAACAGUGAACUGGAGCAGCAGCUGGGGGCCAUAGAUGCCUACCGAGCCCGGGCGCUGGAGUUGGAGGCAGAGGUAGCCGAGAUGAGGCAGAUGCUGCAGGCAGAGCAUCCUUUUGUGAAUGGUGUUGAGAAGCUGGUACCCGACUCUCUGCUUGUUCCUUUCAAGGAGCCCAGCCAGAGUCUGCUGGAGGAGAUGUUCCUGGCUGCUCCAGAAGCACAUAGAAAACCACUCAAGCGCAGCAGCAGUGAGACGGUGCUUAGCAGCUUGGCAGGGGGUGACAUCGUGAAAGGCCACGAGGAGACUUGCAUCAGGAGAGCUAAGGCUGUGAAGCAGAGGGGCAUCUCCCUCCUGCAUGAAGUGGACACUCAGUACAGUGCCCUGAAAGUGAAGUACGAAGAGCUGCUGAAGAAGUGCCAGCAGGAGCAGGACUCGCUGUCACACAAGGCUGUGCAGACCUCUAGGCUACUGACCAGGGACCUGACAGGACUGGUCACCCAGUCUGAGGCUGGAGCAAGUGGCUGGGAACCCACCCCCGUCACCCCAGAGCCCAUCAGUUCUCCCACUACUACACCUCCAGAAUACAAAGCACUGUUUAAGGAGAUAUUUAGUUGCAUCAAGAAAACAAAGCAGGAAAUAGAUGAACAGAGAACAAAAUACCCAUCUCUCUCCUCUUACUCUUAAUGAGAUCUCCAGUUGUAAUCUGCUUGUUUUCUCUCACCCUCUCCCAUUCGGGCACAUAAGCACAGUCUCCAAAUCUUGAUGUUGCUAAUGAUAUUUGCCUCAUUGCUUUGCUUGGUUGGCAAAAGCAAGAAAAGAGGUUGCUGAUAGUGUUGAUUCUGGAAUCCCUGGGAAAUCUGCUGUUAGACUGGUCUCUGGUUGGGGUAUUGAAAAAGCCGAUUUCCAGGAAAAAGCCCCAGAACCAGUGGAGGGAGGUCCAUCUGCUUGGAGUAGGCCGAAGUACCCUAUUGCUUUCAUAUUCAGCUCCUCAAACUACUUGGAACUCCAAGGGCUGCCUAACUAAAAUGCUUUUCGCAAACAUUGUCAUUCAGAAGAAUGUUGAGAAAGCAAGAAUCUAAUCUGAAAUAGAUGGCAUUAAGCUCCUUAAGCCCUCUAGGGUUUGUGGGCAUCUGCUACCAGUUGAAUGAUGACUGACAGAUCCUAAUAUAUCCAAAUUCAAGUGAAUGCCAAUUGAAAUGGCAAGUUUUGGUUUGAUCAAAACCUGUUGGUAUAUGCCCAGCAUUCAGCUGUUUUACUAGGCAUGUAAUAUUAAUUCUGUUUGCAGAUGGAAAUUAAAGGAGAAAUCUGUCGGAUGGGCUCUGCGCUGGCCACUUGGCAGCCACAAGCUGCUGCUCCUCUUACCAUUCCUAGACUUGCAGAAAUUGCUGUCUACUUCCAUACACAGUAUUGAUGUUCUGACUGUGGAAGCACUUCCUCUCACUUGCACACUUUUAAUUUAAAAAUAUUUAAGAACCAUGGUUCUGAUUGUUUUAUGUAUUUUUCUAAAAGCUGAAUAAAGCUAUCUAUGAAUGUGAACAAAUGGAUCUUUGGCCUGUUGUUUUAUGUUUGUGGUUGAAACUUUUCCCAGAACAAAGCUCUGAGGAAUUUGGAAGUGAUUUCCUCUCAUUUUCUUUCUUCCUUUUUUUUUCUUCUUCUCUCAUUUUCUUUUAAGCAAGAAAUCCUUGGGAUUUAUAACUUAACGCAAAUUCUGCCCAUGUUACUAAAUAUUGUGAUUGAAAACAUUUUCCACAAUUCUCUCACUCACUGUUUCAGGAGCAUCUGACUUAGUUCUGAUAAGCCUUUGCUCAGUUAAUCAUGGCUGAAAUACUUCUCAGUGUUUCACUAGGGGGCUAAGGCAGUGGCUGAGCUCACCUGAGUAAAGUGCUUGUUGUGUAUGAUGGCCAUGGUGGAAUGCUCGUGCAGUCUCGCCUCUGGGGAGGCACACACCAGCAGAUCCCAAGAACUCACAGAAUAGCCUGUCUCAAAAAAUGAGAACAAGGGCUGGAGCGGUGUCUCAAGCGGUGGUUCACUGGCUAAGGGGACCUGAGUGUGGUUCCCAGCACCCACACCAGGCAGCUCAGCACUGCCCAUAACUCCAGCACCUCCAGGGGUUUGUGAUGCUGACCUGGAGCGUACAGUUUUUUUUUCUUAGGAGAGUAAUGAUGGAGGAAGACGCUUAAUGUCAACCUCUGGCCCACACUUAACGUCAACACAUACACACAAAAUAAUAACAGUAGUUAAAUGUUAUGAGUAUUGAUUCUAAAUUAGAUGUGCUUUUUGAAUUUACUUAGUUUUAUGCCAAUGAGAUAAAGGAUCUGAGUUCAAUCCCAAGGACACACGUGUUGGAAGAGAACCAAGUGCCCCAAGUUGUCCAUUGACGACCUCACUGGCAGCAUCCACGUGUAUAUACCCGUAGGUAUUUAUUCACAAACAAAAAUGUAAAAUUUUUAUUUCAACUUUGGUUUUCUGAGACAGGAUUUUACGAUAUAGCUGUGGGUAACCUAAAACUCAGUGUAGAUCAGACUGGCCUUGAGCUUGCAGCACUUUUGCCCUUCCGGUACGAGGAUUCUGUGUAGCUCCAGGUUUGUGUUUGAGAUGGUCUUACCUAGCUGAAGGUGACCGUGAACUUGAGACCCCUUUCGCAAGUGUUUGUUGCUAGUAUUAUGCCUGGUCUGUGCAAUACUGGAGAUCCAGCCCCAGGUGCCUGCUGCACAAGUACUCAGCCAAUUAACCCACGUUCCCCGGUCCCCUCUCCAACCACAUGUAGUCCAGACCUCAAACUGGUGAUCUUGCUGCUUCAGUCUCUCAGGUGCUGGAAUUGCAGUCUGUCCUGCUCCUUCCAGCUUUCAGGUUUUUUUAAAUUAAAAAUUCAGGCUGUCUCUCCUGACUACAAACCUACCUCUUCCCUGAAAUCAACUAACCUAUGUAUUCUCUCCAGAAGGGCAUAUACUAGCACAGAAAUGCUUGCCACCUCACAUUUAUAAACAAAACUGUAUUGUAAAUGCUGUUAUAAAUCUGACAUUUUAUGGAACUGUAUCUUACUGAUAGCUGUACUGUGUAACAGCCUCUAAGGAGGAGAUGGUUUCCAGUCUUCUACAAUUACUGAAAAAUGAACGAAUACGCACAUACCUAUGUAACAUACAUUUGGACAUGACUUUUAAGUGGAGGCAGAAGGGUAUGAGCACUUUGGUGUCACUGAACUGUCAUACAUCUGGUAACUCCAUAUAAGGAUACCUAGUUUCUCACAUCCAUGCCAAUGAACUUUUCUGAGAAAGGGUCUCAUGAUGUUGCUGGAGCUGUCCACUAAACUCUACUGUUAAAUUAAUUGCAGGAAAAUGGUGUUUUGCUAAUAGCUUAUAGUUCAGUUGUUUUAAAAAUAAAGUUGUUGUU